This is a messenger RNA of Lolium perenne, 1179 nucleotides long. The record is from RefSeq and is a predicted model, not a curated record. NCBI's taxonomy places the organism in Eukaryota, Viridiplantae, Streptophyta, Magnoliopsida, Poales, Poaceae.
CGCUACGGCGUUGUGCGCCGCUAUCGUCCGAUCCGGGAGAUCCGGGUCAAGGGUUUCCCCUAGAGCAGCCCAGGCGAAGAACGCAUACUGCAGAGACAAUGCCUUCAACAAGGUAACGACGAAACGCGUCACCAUCAUCCGCCAUCACCGAAGUCCGGGCCGGCUUUCACCGGCAGCUGCUCCUCACCAUCGGGAGCUAGGCGACGGAAGAUUGGCAAAUGCACAUUUCCUAAAAGCGUGGCUUUGUGCAUGGUUUUUUUCUAUCUUCACAUUUUCAAAUUCGAAAGCAUUCUGUCCUGAAUCAAGUUGGAGGAUCGCAGAUAGAACUGGAGUCGUAUGUCCGGUGGACUCAUCUGGUUUAAUUUACGGGCAGGUCUCUUCAUACAUUCGCAAACAAGCAUCCUCUGUCCAUAUAUAUAUAUAGAUUCAACCGCAAUUCGCCCUAGUUCUCUCUUUCUCUCUCCGAUCGCUUUGUUUCCUCCGGCGCGCGUGGCCCGCCUGACUAACGCCGCCGCACAUGACCCGUCGCGCCUCCGUCACGAUGGUGGAGCUGGAGUCGCAGGAGGCGGCGACGACCAUGAAGGUGGCCUCCGCGAAACACGUCACGGCCACCGUCGCGCUGCGUGUCGGGGCCGCCGCCACGUCGCUCGCCGCCGCCGUCCUCGUGGUGACCAACCGACAGCAACGCUGGGGCAUCGAGGUCAACUUCACCAUGUUCGACGUCUGGGUGGCGUUCGUGGCGACCAACUUCUUCUGCACCGCCUACUCGCUGCUCACGGCGGUCUUCGUCAAGAAGCUCAUCGACAAGGGCUGGCUGCACCCCGUGGAUCAGCUGGUGGUGAACCUGCAGACGGCGGCGACGGCGGGCGCAGGGGCAAUCGGGUCGGUGGCCAUGUGGGGUAACGACGCCAGCGGGUGGUACGCGGUGUGCCGCCUCUACCGGACGUACUGCAAUGUCGGCGCCGUCGCGCUGGCGCUCUCCUUGGCCGCCUUCCUCUGCCUCGGUGCCGCCUGCACACUCUCCCGCUACCCCAGGACGCCGGCCAGACACUGAAUUCGUCAGGAAAUCCAUUUGUUCUUUGUAUAAGAACAGCACCUUGAUUAGUCUAAGUUCUUUAUCGAUCUUGUAAAGUUUUCAGUCUUCUACUCCUCCGUUCACUAAUAUAAGAUGUUUUAGCA